Anopheles maculipalpis is the source of this 1069-nucleotide messenger RNA. Its product is annotated as borealin-like. Bases 26 to 1069 code for a protein of 347 amino acids. Gene Ontology annotation, biological process: mitotic sister chromatid segregation. Gene Ontology annotation, cellular component: chromosome, centromeric region; chromosome passenger complex; spindle midzone. The transcript has 2 exons. The record is from RefSeq and is a predicted model, not a curated record. Lineage: Eukaryota; Metazoa; Arthropoda; Insecta; Diptera; Culicidae.
ACAGUGAUAAGUAUCGUGUAUAAUAAUGGUCCGUACAAAGGUAUCCCGAAACACUGCUUCGAAGCGUAACCGGACCAGCUACCAGGAAGAACGGCAUGCCCAUGUGAUGCGCGAGUUUGAGAUCAUUUCGGAAACAUUUAUUAUGUCACUCGAUGCUAAGCUGGACGCCGAUUUGAAAAGGGUGGACUAUCAGGCGAGCAUGAUCAAGAGCCGCAUACCGAAGGAGAUACUCAAAAUGACGAUGGGCGAUUUGCGAAAGGCUGGCUGCAAUCUGUUCGUCGAUGUGCUUAACAUGAGUCCGGCCGAUGUGGACAGUGUAGGAAACUGCAGUGAGCACUCUAUCGGGUCGGCGGACGCUCAAACAAGCUUUCACAGGUCGUACCGUACCGAUGAAGGCUACCUGACGGAGGAAAAUGCGAAACAAUCGCUCGAUGUGAUGGCUUCGGCUAAACCAUCCAAGCGUCCUAUGGGACCACUUGCAUCGGCAAUGAAAAGUAAUUACGCACGUCGGCGAAGCAAUUCCGUUUCGGGUCAUGCAAUUACUCCUUGCAAGCCGGCCCAAACGUCGAUGCUGUUUGGCAUAAAGGGAAAAAAGAAUGAACUACGUACACCGGCUAUAGGUAAGAACAUAUUCUUGGGACAGUCGGAACGCUUUUCCCGACCGAAGCUACGUACACCGUUAGCUGUGGUUAACAAGAAAAGCCGCUCGCAAGCGGUCAGUACCGAUCGGGGUAUGAGCCAGAUCACGCUAAAGGUAGAACCGAACACACCGCUCGCCUUCAUGCGCUACCCGAGGGCGGACGAAUGCGUUUACUCGCUUACCGGCAGUCCGGUGGUGAAUUCGGUGAUGACAAAAAACACGGCCAAUGUAAAUAUUCCGGUGCCGGACGGGAUACUCUCACUGCAGCCGACCGAUAUGGAGGAUGUGGAUAGGCAGUAUUUUCCGAAAAUUGAUAGCGCCACGUUGGAACAUUUGAAGAAGCUGCAGUCGAACUUGAACAAAAUCAUGCAGUACGCUGAAGAGUGCAAUUUCCGGAUUAACGAAGGCGAGACAGUAAAGAAAGACUGA